Molecule: messenger RNA, 465 nt
Organism: Pisolithus orientalis
Lineage: Eukaryota; Fungi; Basidiomycota; Agaricomycetes; Boletales; Pisolithaceae
Exons: 2
Source: RefSeq, a predicted model, not a curated record
GUUGAAUACCACCCAAAUGCUGGCAAGCCAACUGUAACAGUGCCAUUUGAUGAGUUCAGUCAAGGCCAUGUACCCAAAUCAUACACCCCUGAUCCCUGCAUGGCUCUGUGGUAUCCAUUUCACACUCAUCUCAAUUUCAACCUUUCAGAAUUCAUCUGUGGGGCUGCUCUUAACAGGGAGCAAACUAAUUUUAUCCUCAAGCUUUCAAGACAUUUUUGUACUGAGGAGUGCACCCUAGAAACUUGCAACAAUCUUGAGAGUACUUGGCAGGCUGCUUCCCAUCACAUGGUGAUGUUUCAGGAAAGUGUAAUAAGUGCACCAUUUGCAGGCAAGAUGAUGGAGUUUGAAGUGCACUAUCAUUCACUGUGGGAUUGGGCUUCUGAUCUUUUGAAGGAUACCAGUGUGGGGCCACAUUUUGUAUUCAAUGCUCAGUUACUCCAGUCACCCCCCCAGGGGACCUAUUAG